Molecule: messenger RNA, 1575 nt
Organism: Lachnellula hyalina
Lineage: Eukaryota; Fungi; Ascomycota; Leotiomycetes; Helotiales; Lachnaceae
Product: Choline transport protein
Exons: 6
Coding region: 1-1575 (524 amino acids)
Biological process (GO): amino acid transport; transmembrane transport
Cellular component (GO): membrane
Molecular function (GO): transmembrane transporter activity
Source: RefSeq, a predicted model, not a curated record
AUGGCAGACUCCGAGAGAAAGGCCGUCCCUGGCGAUGCUGAGGAUACAACGCUGGAGCAGAUGGGUUAUCAGCAAGAGCUCAAGCGUGAGUUUAGCCUUUUAGGGAUGAUUGGGUUCUCUUUCUCGAUAGUAACAUGCUGGAGCGCCCUGGGAGGUGUCCUCGUCACUGGUGUUAAUGCUGGAGGACCGCCGGUGAUGAUCUGGGGGUGGAUUGGAAUCAGCUGCGUUUCGCUAUGCGUUGCCUACUCGAUGGCGGAGAUGUGUUCGGAGUACCCUGUCGCUGGUGGUCAAUACUCAUGGGUUUAUAUUUUGGCCCCGAAGAGCAUACGCCGACAGUUUUCGUACCUCACCGGAUGGUUCAUGAUCAUCGGCAUUCUGGCAAUGGGUGCCACAAACUCUUUCAUCGGUGCGAACUUCAUCCUGGGACAGGCGAACCUAGUCAACCCCAGUUACGAGAUCGAGCGGUGGCACACCGUUCUUGUGGCAUAUUGUAUAACAUUGUUCGCCACUUUUGUCAAUAUGUGGGGCUCAAAAGUACUGGAAAAGAUCUCCAAAGGAGCCUUGAUUUUCAACAUCGUCUCUUUCCUUGCGAUUGUGAUUACUAUCCUUGCAUGUAAUGACCAUAAACAAUCGGCAUCAUUUGUUUUCAAAGACUUCCAAAAUUUUACUGGCUUUAGUGCCUCGAUGGCUGGAAUUAUUGGGAUUCUUCAACCGGCUUUCGGCAUGUGUUGCUAUGAUGCCCCGGCACACAUGUGUGAGGAACUAAAGGAUGCUAGUAAGCAGGCUCCUCGAGCGAUGAUCUUCUCGGUUUACAUCGGUGCACUCACUGGCUUUGUCUUCCUGGUUGCAGUCUGCUUUUGCAUCGGAGAUAUCACUACGGUAGCAGAUACCCCCACACUGGUCCCCUUGAUCCAAAUAUUUUUCGACUCAACCAACAGCAACGUCGGGUCUUGUAUUCUAGCCACGUUGAUCGUGAUCAUCGACUUUGGCUGUGCUAAUGCUCUGCUGGCGGAAGGAGCCCGGUCUUUGUACGCCUUUUCUCGCGAUAAUGGGCUUCCAUUCUCGUCUUUAAUUAGCAAGGUAGAAUCAAAGCAUCAAACUCCAGUUGUGGCGAUUCUCCUCGGGACGGUGGUUCAGAUGGCGUUCAACAGCAUCUAUUUCGGAACGGUCACCGGAUUCAACACUGUGAUUGCAAUUGCAACUCAAGGCUUCUACUUGUCGUAUGCCAUGCCGUUGCUGGUUCGCCUCAUCUCCUACUUCAGUGGCACCCACAGACAGCUCACUGGUCCAUGGGCCAUGAAGCCUCUGGUGUCUGUUGCAGUCAACUUUGUUGGCCUCACGUACCUACUGUUUGCUUGUAUAACGUUCAACUUUCCAUCGGUAUAUCCGGUCACCAGCGAGAAUAUGAAUUAUACAUCUGCUGCAGUCGGGGUAAUCAUGCUGGUCGCUGCCAUAACUUGGUUUGCUACGGCAAAGAAACGGUUCUCGGGGCCCGAGAUUGAGGGGGUGAUGGAUAUAGUUGCGGGCCAUCAUGGAAGCGAUUCUGACGAGGUCAAAAGACCGGAGAAGGAAUGA